AGCCUGGAAAGCAGAGACAACCCGUUUCUGCCCGGAGGCGACUUAUCCCGCGAGGCCGAGGACCUGCUGUCCCGCGCCACCAUCAUCCGCGACAACUUCUACCUCAACGAGGAGGAGAAGCGAACACUACAGCUGCAACAGCAGCAAGAACAGCUGCUGCAGCAGCAACAGCAACAGCAGCAGCAACACCAGCAGAGCGAGCAGCCACAGAAACAAGCCAGGGGAGGCAAGCACGUCCAGAUCGUGGACCACCUGGACGGCGCUGACCAUGGCAACAACCACAACAACUCUACUUCCGAGCAUGCGCAGACGAACAACAACUCCUUGUUGCCCGGCGACGUGGAGGAAAGAAUCUCGCCUCAGACGGCAGGAGCCACCGCCGCCUCCCCCUCCCCACACGCUGACGGAGACACGCCCAGGGAGAACGGCAAGGUCGGUGACCCCUCGGCGCCGGUGUCCGCGGACGGUGUCAAAGUUUCUAUUCCAGCAGACGGGGAGGGGCAGUCCAAGCCUGGAGGAGGGGGCGCGCCGGACUCCCAGGGGAACAACGGGCCGGCCACCGGAGACUUGCAAGUUCAGGACGCCGAGAAAAAACGACGGAACAAAUGCUGCACGAUCAUGUAGGGCUGGGGCUGGGGCUGGGCUGCCCAUCGGCUCUUCGUGUGUCGCUCUUGGCCUGUCGUACACGGGAACUGAGCUCGUGACGCGCCUGCCCUAAGGGGUGAGCAUCGCCCACCGCUCACAAGUCGGCAUUGGAUAACUGGUUUGAGAGGAUCUUAAUGGUUCCACGAGUUUUGGAUGAACUGGUUUGACGAGAUCUUUUAUGGUUCCACUAGCUUUGGAUAACUGGUUUGAGGGGAUCGUAAUGGUUCCACUAGCAUUGGAUAACUGGUUUGAGGGGAUCUUUAUCGUCCUACUAGCUUUGAAUAGCUGAUCGGUAUUGGAUAACCGGUUUGAGAGGAUUUUUGUGGUUCCACUAGCUUUGGAUAACUGGUUUGAGAUGUGGAUCCAAAUGAUUUCUCUGCGUUGCUGGUUUUUGGGGAAAGCAAUGAAUAUUAAUGUGAUGCACCUGGGGGUUUUGUUCCGGAAUCGCCCUUGGAUAAUGAUAUAAUGUGUGUGUGGAUACUUGGUGCUUCUGUAAUGAAUUCUUCCCCUCGAUGUUGUAGCAGAAUGUUCUCGUCCAUCGUGACGAAGAAUUCUGUCUUGUUGGAUGUAUGAAUGUGACCCGUGUACGUAAUGAGAUAGGACAGAAUUCCCAGUCGGAAUAAGUAGAAUUUUCCGAAUAAUGUAAGCAGGAGUAGCCGUGGAAUAAUGCUGGAUUGUGUUCGUCACCAAUAGUUUGUGACAUCUGCCGUGUAGUGACCUCAAUGUCUCUCCUUGACUGUCUCACUUACGGUGCAUUUACUCCACAAAACGAUUUGGGGACGGACUGUUUUCACCAUAUGGAUACAGGGAGAUUAUAAGGAAAUAAACGACUCGGUCUUCGUUCUGUGUGGAGUGAGGGUGUGGUCUGUGCCAGCAAUCCCAGCGGAGAGUCAGGUCGAAAUGCUGCAACAACAGAGCGUUUGUGAAGGGAAGAGAGCACACAUGCUACGAUGUUAAACCGGCAUACCAUGUAGGUGACACAAACCAUCGUGAAAACAACAAUACUGCUACAGAACGUAGAAUGGCUGGACUGUCACUUGGCUCUUGGCAAUAUUCCCACGUUGAGCCUAAUGUCCCAAUAAACAUAUUGGAAGGGAUACAGAGAGGCUCUGUAAGAUAUACUGCCGAUGAGUAACCCACUUAUCCCUGACUUCUAAGAGCGUCACUUCUUUGUGAAUUGGAGUUUUGGAUGUGUCUGUUACUCACAGACUCAAGUCACCACGUUUCUUAGCCUGUUGAGAGCAAUGGCGAUGUACUGGAGACAGAUCGUUUGUUGAGUGUCAACAUGUGCAGACCGACCUAUAUCUCUCUCCAUGUUCACUGCCAUGAAAGUGACCUUUAAAGAUUACAAAAAGCAUACAAAGAAUCCAACUAUGUCCAAUGUCAUUUGUGAGCGGUGGAGCCAAACAAGAUGUGUUCGAAGAGGAAUAAAUAACUCGACCGAAAUUCUCCGGUCUUUCAAAGGGUUUGCGUUUGACUAUGCUUUCAUCCAGUGUUCCUCUCGUUUGUUUCCAUUUGAUCAUCUCGCUGUACAGAUUUUCCAAUAAUUACAUUUCAGCAUGAUCAUCCUCGGCUUCUCAUUUCCAGAUCUUUUACUUACGACAUGCCUUGUCCCUGGCCUUUCCCAUAGAGUCGGACGUGUGACGUGUAGUCAAAUCGGACGCAGGACGUACUGUCACGUCGGAGCAUGAUGUAUUGUCAAAUCCGGCGUUGAGGUAUCGUCAGAUCUGACGUCUGACGUACCGUCAAAUCGGACGUAUUAUCCAGUGUGGUGUAUAGUCCAGACGUUUACCCAGACUGUUUGCAAGCCAUUUCACCGUGAUCAAUGAAUCAGUCGAUGUUCAUGAUUCCAAGAAUAAUAUAGUCGUCGACUACGGUCCUAUUAUUUCUCGUGUACUGCUGUUUCGUUCUGUUACUCUGCAUAGCACGACGUUCUGACACGUUCAGGAGCAACCCCCCCGCCCCUAAAAAUAAAAAAAAUUGCCUCUCUCAGAUGGAAGACAGUUGUCGUUACCACCAGCAGUACCUAUGUUGAUUUACGACUGUUUCAAAUCCUCUAAAUUUUCUCCAUAACUCACAUUUUUUAAAGUCUCAGAAGUCAUCGCACCAUGCUGAAAGUUCAUGACCUCAUUAGACAACGUCACUUCCGCUAGUGCAGCUUACAUACAUCGUUUGUUUCUCUCGUACAAUUCGCCUUUCAGCGUCAUUUCAGAGUCACGUGUUUCUUUCCACGACACAGCUGCAGACGAGAAUAUAUUUAUUUCACUUGAAAAGUGAAGUUGGAGCAAAGAGUGACCAGGAUUUUCUUUCUACCCUCGGAUUAAGAUUCAGAGUCUUUGGAAGACAGUCGGCAACAACCCUAGCAGGCAGAAUUAUUUACUCAUAAGUUUUGUAAUGGAUACGAAGAAUGCAAGUGAUUCUAGGCCAUGGCGUCCUCUGGGAUUUGGUCAACACCUUUCGAGCAUUGGAAAGACUUUAGAAGUCGGAACAGAACAACUUUGACCGGGCCUGCUGGUUGUAUGUAACUGGUGUUACUGUUGCAGUAGAACAAGCUAUGACAUCAUAUCGUCUGUCCAUCCCAGAGCGAACUUUACAAGUCAUCCAUCAUUUCAAAAUGUCAUCAUCAAUUCAUCAAGUAUUAUCGGUGUUUCAAAAGCUGCUAUGCUUUCCUUUGGGCCUUAAUUGAAUCAGUGUUUCGAUAUAUGUUUUGUGUGAUGUGUUCAAAUAUAUGUCAGCAAUCGUCUUGUUUGCGUCAUAAUGUAGAUUUUUGGGCUUUGUUCCUCUCAGUCAUGAUCUUAUCAAAUGCAAGACAACUGGAGUUAUAAUCACCCAUUUCAAUUCUCAAAGCUCUAUGUCUUAUUUGUUGAUAGUGAUUUGUUUAGAGACAAACCGUUUUAACUAUCUCGAGGGUUGUUGUUAUUUUUUUCCUAAGCGCAUCUUGAGAUCAUGUGAGGAGAAAGAGAAACAAUAUGUUCAAAAUUACGUCAGAAGUGUAAGUUGGUAAACUCUUAAACUUAAACCGGCGUUUUCAUGAGACAGAUUGAUGAAAGGACUAAGUAUCGCAUAGCUUUGAUACCGGGGAAAGCCAUAAGCUGAGAUAUAAAUUGUAGACGUUCAAGCGCUGUGCUGUUUGCGUUGUUGGGGAUUUUUUCCUUUUGUCGCCGGAGAAGAUGCCCUUUAAUAGAUCAGCACCACGUGACUGAUACAUUUGAAGUCCAGUCCCUGAGGUCUAAAGUUCUAGACUGACCUCGGACACGAAAUGAAAAAAAAAAUGUAUUCUUAACUCUCCAGUGCCCACAACAAGAGAUAUCGGUAUAAACAUUAUUACCAUCUGCGGCACUGGUGUAAAGCAAUAUAAAUUAGUCUAAACUCUCAAGUCGAUUUAAUAAGGUGACAAUAUUUGCCCCCCCUCCCCCCAAAAAAAUAAAAUAAAAUAAAAUAAGUCCAGACAGUAAUAAAAACGUAUACAAAUCUGUAAGAGAUGUUUCAAAUACUUCACCCAAGGGGCGUUAGACGGGUUAAACAGAAGGGGAGGCGUUGGAAACUUUCCCUCAUGAGCUAUGAACACUACAGUAGAAACAAGGAAAAGUAACAAGUACUUAUGAAUAAGUACCGACUGAUGAAAGAGCCUUUUUUUUCAAUUCCAAAAUAUCACCUAAAUAUUUGUUAGAUUGGAUCUAGGUUCGUUAAGAAAUCUCACAAGCAGAAUGUUAUGUACCUUCGAGAAGGCCUUUAAACGUCAGUUUUAACAGAAACUUGCUGUGAAACGGGCAGCAUUAUAAGAAGACAGUUCUAUAAUUCUUCUUCUUCUCAUUCCCGUCUUUUUCUUAUCACACUCUCGCUUUCAUGUGUGGUUUGUUUUUUUUUUCGCCUCCCCUGUCGUCCUUUGUGGUAGAGAAAAGACGGAAGAAGAAGAAGAAGAAGAAGAAGAAGAAGAAGAAGAAGAAGAAGAAGAAGAGGAGGAGGAGGAGGAGGAAAUGCAUUGUUCCUAUUUUCGACCUUUAAGGGAUUUCGGUUUCGUAAUUCGAUUCAAUACAUUUUUUAUAUUUUGCUGUGUAUUUCGAUAUUUUCGGAAUUUUCGAGAAUUAGUAUCCACCAUCACUAACUUCCCCUAUAGACAUACUUUUGUUUCGAUACCCGCGGGAAUCUAGUAGGGAUAAAAGCUUAACAGUUUCGAUGUGCAUGAGAUUUUGAUUUUCUUUUAGUUUCGAUGACACAUCAAAUGAGUUGUAAGUCCUGAAGGGCGAAGAUCAAAGGCACGUUAUUUGAUGAGAAGUUAGAAAUAUAAGAGGUUGCAAUACCAGCUUCAACGACAUAAAGCAAGAGGAAAUAGAGACUAUAAGAUAGUGUUUCGUUUUCCUUUUAACCACUGGUAGCUUUUGCCGCUUCAAAUGUAGGAUUUUGUUAGGGUGUUUUGUUACGGUUCUAUGUCUGGGUUGUGUGCUUCCUGUUCUCCUUGUUUGAUGAUGAUGAUGAUGAUGAUGAUGAUGAUGAUGAUGAUGAUGAUGAUGAUGAUGAUGAUGAUGAUGAUGAUGAUGAUGAUGAUGAAUGAUGAUGACGACGACGACUACGAUGAUGAUGACGAUAAAUUAAAGUCGUAGGAUAGGCAAUCUCUUCCUGCUGCAGUGAGAUUUUACGUUUUCUUUUUGCAGCGCAUUUAAUUGUGACAACACUACGGAAAAUGACAAAGGUUUGUACUUAGAUCUACUGCUCUCAUCCCCCCCCAGACUUUGAGAAUUGUGAGAGUUCUUGCAAGAAGCGUCGAUUGUUUGACGAUGAUCGUAAUAUACAGGGUGUCUCUCGCUAGACGCACCAUGGGGAAAAUACACUAAGCCUACACAAUGGCUCCAAAGUGCGCAGAUAUUGAACUGCUCCACAAAUAGUAAUGUGUAUUUUCCCCAUUGUGCGUCUAGCGAGAGACACCCUGUACUCCCAUGCUUUCUUCAUGACUCGUGCAUUGUCAUUCAAGUUAGUUCCUUUCUUUUUACUGCUUUAAAAUUUUGCUAAGGGGACAGUUCGGUAAGGUUUUCGCUGAGGAGGGGGGGGGGAUCUGGUUGUUGUUUCUUGAGUUUUUAGGCCCUUUUUAAGACUGGAAGUAAGGGAGUUAAGCUUUUCAGAUUUUAUUUGUCUCGGGUUUUUUGUGUUUACUAUUUUUGUUUUAAAAAUCGUGAAUGCUUUAUCGGCUGUGACAGAUGUGAAUGAUAAGAAGAUGGGUGUCUCUCGUGAAUACACUCUUGUAAACAGAUCAUAUUAUUUUACUUUUCAGAUUGGUCCUUUACUUCAGUCACGUGAUCAUAAUUAUAUCACGUGCCCGCUGUAACAUACUGACAUGAUACGUUUUUCAAUUGUCAUGACAUGAAUCGUUUAUUAUCUCAUUUUUGUUUGUUUUGUUUUGUUUUAUUUAUUUUUUCUUACCACUAUUUUGUUUCGUUGUGUUGCAUCCUUUGUGUGUGUUUUGAUGCUGUAAUCCUUUCACGUGGUGUAUACACACACUACACACCACCCUUAUGAGAUCAGGCUGUCCUUUUCCGUGUCGUGUGUCGUUGUAGUGUGUAUAAUAUGUGUAGAACGUGUGGCAUGGUCUUUCAGAGAUCAUGGGGGUACCGGUAACGAAGAUGUACUUUCUUUGCAUUUUAGGAAGCGGGUACGUCUUCAAAUCAAUUGAAGUUGUACAUUUUAUUAUUACUGUUAUUAUCGUUUUUGAAAAAGGCAGACCUUUUACUUGCUCCCUGAGAACAAUCAAUCACACCAAUCGCUAAUAACUUUUUGAAAUUAGAAGUGCCCUUUGAAUACUUAAUUGGAAUUUGAAGAUUUGCUUAUUACCAUAUACACAAUAAUUGUAGACAGAAAAUGUAAACAGUUCUUAAGUGAUGUUAGUACUGUCUUAAUUAUAAGACAGCAGGUGCUUUGUCGCAUGAUUAUAUUAACGAAUACAUGGUACAUUUUUUUAAUCAACAAAAGUUUUAUCAAGGGCUGGCGCGACAAGCAGCAUCAGUCCUAAGGAACUGUCUAUGGCAAGGCUUCUUCGAUUUAAGGGGAAUUGUGUUUAUCAGUAAAGUAGUGACACUAAGAUAAUAGCAAGAAGAUCUGACAUUUGAUAGCAGAUAUAUUGAAAUUUGUGAGUGUAAACAGUGGUACCGUAGGGGUUCACAAGGUAGGAAGAUGCGAUAGUUCCAGAUAAGCUAUGAUGCAUAACCGAUAAACAGAGAGGGGAGAAAAAGAAUAAUUCUCUUAUUUCUGCAGUCACGAGUUGUUCCCUUUCAAAGAGCAUGAAACUAAAUAUUUCAGUGAUAGUGCCCUUCUUCAGUAAUCUCGCUAAACGUCUCCCAUCUGCCUUUUGCUUUUUUUCUGUUAAAUUGUAAUUUUUUUAAAGAAAAAAAAGUCGACCCUUCCUUGCGCUGUGCAUACGCUUACUUCAAGUGAUAAUAAUAAUGAGGAGGAAAACCGAUUUUGAAAGGUUUUUCUUUUUCCGUUGAAAGUGUUUAGUAGUUCAGGCACUGACAUUUGUUUGAGGCUUCCACUGUAUCUUUGGCAAACUUUUCUAGACAUAGGCCUAAAUAAUCUUGCCCUGGUAGUUGUUUUCUUUCUGUAGCCGUAUACACUUGCAGUCUCGCCGUAGCAGUACAAAAACAAAACAAAACAAAACAAAAAACGUUGUUAUUUUUAUUUAAUUUUUUGGUAGGCCCUAUUCAUUUAUUUUUCUUUUCUUCUCCCUUUCACCAGUGUUUGGGUAAAAUCAGAAAAGAAAAAAAAUAUUUUCAAAAAUGUUAUAAUGUUUUUGUGUCUCGGGGUCGACUUGUGACUAAAUGGAGAAGCUGAAAAAAAAAAAUGAUUGCGAGUCCUGUUGUGUGGUUUGUUUUUGUCUUGAACUACGUUUGUUUUUGUGGGGAUUUUCUCUUAUUUUCUGAGCUCAUUGGUACAAAAUCAUCGUCUCUAAAGUCAGCGAAAUCUGGAGAAAAAAAAAUCAACCCAAAAAAAAAUAUAAUAUAUAAAAAAUCGGGAAGCAAACAACGUAUUUUUGUCACGACUACUGUGCAAUAAGCCACGGGAGACAACUGCCGAAAAAAAAUGGGUGCUCUCAUGAUUAUUUCCCUUUAUCAUAUCCCUUUUGUAAGAUGAUCACCCUUAAUUUGCUUUCAUCUAUACAUGUGUUAUGAGUUCCGCAUUAUCAAAAUUAUUCUGACACACGCUAGUGCAGCGGUUUAAACUCGUUUGUAGGUUGAAAUGACUGUUCUUUAUUGAAUAAUUUAUUGAUUUUAAUGUCAUUAAAUGUGCUUAAUUUA
Aplysia californica (California sea hare) is the source of this 7928-nucleotide messenger RNA. Its product is annotated as mediator of RNA polymerase II transcription subunit 13. NCBI's taxonomy places the organism in Eukaryota, Metazoa, Mollusca, Gastropoda, Aplysiida, Aplysiidae. The record is from RefSeq and is a predicted model, not a curated record.